CUGUCAAGGUGACAGAACAUAAAUUGAAUUGAAAUUAACACUUCGUUUUUAAAAUUUAAACAAUUAAUCGGAAAUACACUACGUCAAUCCUAUAGUUCGAUAAAUUAAAAUUUAAUUAUAUCGAACCAAACUUUUCACAGAUCUAGAUUCUACUCGAGCACUAGAAGAUAAAAGUUCCAACUUAAAAUGCCAAUACAUAACAGUGAGCUGACAUACAAUGGCAAAAAUCCUGGUGCAGUUAAAUUUGGUAACUUCAUCAACUAUUACUCAUUUCACCCUUCAAAGGAGAGAACAAAUAAUUUAGAUCCAAAAAUGUUUCCGCUAACAGAGAAUGAAAGAAUCAUUUGUUUAGAUAUAGGCUGCAAUACAGGAGAACUAACGAAGGAUUUAUAUUAUUAUUUAAAAAGUAUAUAUUGCAACAAAACUGUAAAACUUUUGGCUAUUGAUAUUGACCCAACUUUAAUAGAAAGGGCCAAGGAAGGAAACCAUAUCUGUGAUAUAUCUUUUCUAACUUGUGAUAUAGUAUCAGAUGCAGGUUGCCAGAUAAUACAGGAGUAUAAAGAAACACAAAAGACACUAAUGUUUGAUGUAAUUUUUUGUUUCUCUGUUACCAUGUGGAUACAUAUUAAUAAUGGUGAUGAGGAACUUAUAAAACUUCUAAACUUUCUUAAAGAUAACACAAGAUCUUUGAUCAUAGAACCGCAACCCUGGAAAUGUUACAAAAAUGCUCAGAGAAGAAUGAAGAAAUCUGGCAAAGAAUUUGAGCUGUAUGAAUUUUUGAGAAUUAGAAACAAUGUGGAUGAAACAAUAGAGGACAUCUUGAACAAUAGCACACAUACUAAAGUUUUUGAAUCUGCAUCAUCUUCAUGGAACCGAAAGAUACAAAGCUAUCACUUGAAAUCAGAUUCUGUAUAAAAAGAAAUGAUGGAUAGUAUUUUUCCAUAUAAGGACUAACUCAAGCUUUAUUAAUUUUAAACAAAAGGCUAACAUUAAGAAUCUAAAUAAGUAUGUAACAUAUGUUUAAAUAUUUAAUUACUAUUAUGUAGUUUAGUUGGUUCUUACUUAAUAAUAUCAUAAUAAUUUUAAA
Pararge aegeria (speckled wood butterfly) is the source of this 1087-nucleotide messenger RNA. RefSeq names its product probable RNA methyltransferase CG11342. Gene Ontology annotation, cellular component: cytoplasm. The transcript has 2 exons. Bases 187 to 915 code for a protein of 242 amino acids. Lineage: Eukaryota; Metazoa; Arthropoda; Insecta; Lepidoptera; Nymphalidae. Gene Ontology annotation, biological process: miRNA metabolic process; negative regulation of pre-miRNA processing. Gene Ontology annotation, molecular function: O-methyltransferase activity; RNA methyltransferase activity. The record is from RefSeq and is a predicted model, not a curated record.